Messenger RNA from Exophiala spinifera, 3603 nucleotides. RefSeq lists its product as uncharacterized. Gene Ontology annotation, cellular component: cytoplasm. The coding region runs from base 1 to 3603 and encodes 1200 amino acids. The transcript has a single exon. Lineage: Eukaryota; Fungi; Ascomycota; Eurotiomycetes; Chaetothyriales; Herpotrichiellaceae. Gene Ontology annotation, biological process: tRNA methylation. The record is from RefSeq and is a predicted model, not a curated record. Gene Ontology annotation, molecular function: protein binding.
AUGCCAUGUUCAAUCAAGGUACGCUUCUCAGAUACUGUCCCGAAAAACAGAACGCUAAAUUUUUUUUGGCAGACGCAAGCCUCCUGUCUUCCAGUCACUGCUCUUCACGCCACCAGAGUUGGCGGACGCCGAGUUCUUCUCGCUGGGGCUGGGCCUAAUCUUGAGAUUUUUGGAGAGGACGGACAGACUCUUCUUUCUACCGAGAUCUUCAAAGUUCAGCCUCUUCAUGGUUUUCACACGCGUUGUGACACCUUGACUGGGAGCACCAGCAAUGUACUCAGCAUUCUUUUCUGGGGAGGGAAGCUGGUGCGAGUUGGCAGAUUGGUCAUAACUAGCCUCGAGGCUACGCAACUCGAUCUUCAAUUAGGGGAUGAAGUGGACAUAAGAGACUGGAUUCUCGAUGCUGUCUUCAACGAGUUGGGUAUAUUCGUGCUUACAGCGCAUAAUAUACUAGCGAAUUUUGUCGUCGCCACAGAUGGACAUGCACUCAACAUAGAUCAGAACACCUUGCACACGAUUCGUGGUCCGGGAUCCUUCCUCUACUCAGGCGACUUAUGUGUUGCUGAUUCGAACCUGCUUAUCGUUGCCGCUGGAACCGUGUUUGGCGAGAUCCUGGUCUGGACAUGCUCCAGGAAUGGCAGUGGCCAGCUAGAAUGGCAUGCAUCUGCAAAGCAUGCCUUUAACGGGCACAAAGGUUCUGUUUUCGGUGUCACAAUAUCCCCGAAACUCGUUCUAAGUAACCGGCCAACUCGCUUGCUUGCAAGUUGUAGUGAUGAUCGCACAAUUCGAGUGUGGGAUAUCGGAGACCAUGGCAAGUUGUCUUCGGAGCCUGAUCACCGUGUUAUCUCGACAGAGACUGGCUUUGGAAACUUCAGCAACAGCGAAAAAUCCGAAGUCGCUUCUGCAUGGGGCCAUGCAUCCCGUAUUUGGGGUGUUCACUUUGCUGGCCCCUUAGAAAGGAGCGAGCAGACAAAGAUUCUGUUGUUGUCGAGAGGAGAAGAUACAGUAUGCCAGCUCUGGUCCCUAGACCCAACACCAGAAGCGGGUAUAAACCUGUUGUCGUUAUGCAGCGAUCGGCAUCAUUCAGGAAAAAAUGCAUGGUCUAUGUGUUUGGACAAUGACGACCAAGGUCCGGUCGUGUUUACUGGUGGUGCUGAUGGUCAGAUUGUAUGCAGACAUUUUAGCCUGCUCAACGCCCUUGAUGAUCACCCAUCGAAGACAUCAAUACCAGCCAAAGAAAUCACAAAGUCACAGAAGGCUCUAAAACAGUAUGUGCCUAUCUCGGGGAGCACGUGCUUUGCGAGCACCGACGCAGGGGAUGUGUACAGUAUAAUUAAUGAGAACGGUGAACUGAAAUAUACACAUCUUUACAACAGUCCUCUCCGUGGUGGCAUCAUGAUGUGUCGAGCUGACACGCUUGGGGUUGUUCUAAUAGCUCAACAACGAGGUGGUCUAUUCGCACUUACGACCGACAGAGACAACGUUUUGCUGGCCGUAUCUUUACCCACCACACUCAGCAUCGUGUGGUUCCAGGUCGCUUGCACUAAUCGACGCCUUGCAGGUCCUACCUGCGUCGUUGCUGCAUUGGCGAAUAAAGAGACAAUGGCUAUCUGGCUGAGGAGAGAAGGAAAUUCACUUCGAGGCCGAUACACGAAACUUCUUCUUCCAGACUCGUUUGUGGUGGCAGCAUGUUGUUACCACGAGUCAAGCCAAACAUUGGUACUUGGCUCUCGUGCUGGUGCGCUCGCUGUCUAUGCCGCUGUGGCAGCCGAAUCAAGUGUAGCAGAAGCGUCCUUGUGCGUGAGACACAUCCAUGGUACUGAUUGUGUAUCCUCGAUAACAAUUCUUGAAACUCCGGAUGAGUCGCGGAAUCCUACAAACGGCGCGUAUUUCCUGACGACAGGCCGCGAUGGUGUUUAUGCCGCCCAUCGACUAAAUUUACCAGAUGUAACCUUUUCGACAAUCCAUACAUCGAGGCCUCCUUUUGGGCCUUAUAUCGAAGGGUCCUAUUUGACUUUAGGCGAAGAGUCUCUAGGGACAGAUUCAAAUGAGUUAAUCCUAUAUGGCUUCCGCUCGACGUCCUUCAUUGUCUGGAAUGAAACCAGACAGUCAACAUUGCUUUCAGUUGAAUGUGGCGGCGCACACAGGACUUGGGUAUACUAUGAUUCAAUCGCGUCGAAAAGCACGAUCUCAAAAGUGGACGACAUCCGCACCAGCGGCGGGACAAUGUCGUUCAUAUGGACUAAAGCUGGCAGUCUCAAUUGGUCCAUGAGGGAUGGGCGAGAUCAUACAGUCAUAAGGACUGGUGGCCACGGCCGAGAAAUCAAGGCAGUGGCUCGCAGCCCAAAACUUGUUCAUGGUGACGUUGUGAUUGCCACAGGAGCGGAAGAUACGAAUAUACAACUCUCCCUGCUUUCUGAUGGCGAGAAACAUCACACAGCACCUCUCGCAACUCGAGAAGGAAGUCUGCUGCCUCAUAACGCGCUCGAUGACGCCGCCUUUCGUAGCAUAGCUACUCUGAGGGGACACAAUGCAGGGCUACAACACCUUCUUUUUUCUCCUUCAGGAGAUUAUCUCUUCAGCAGUGCUGGUCGUGAAGAAUUUCUAGUGUGGAAGCUGACCCCGGAUGUGCCUUGCAUCAAAGUUGGGACGGUUCUCUGGGAUGUCAUGCCCAAGGAAGACGAGGACUCUGACGCGAGGAUAAUGGAUUUUGAUUUACGUAUCAAAGGGACCAAGAAGGGGGUUGGCGUUCCAGGGGAGGGUUCUCAUGAGUCCUUCAUUGUGACACUGGCAUAUUCGAAUGGCAAGUCAAAGAUCCUCGAAUACACCCCAGCCGCAGUACGCAACCAAGGCACAUUUGUGACUCUACACCAGGUCCACUAUGGUUCGUUCUGUAUCAUGCAGACGUCUUUGCUAUCAUCUCCGUCGCAGAUGAUUUCGGCUGGAACAAAUGGGUUUCUGAACCUCAAUCAGCUUGGCAUUUUCCUGGACCCGGGCUCUGAUGACUAUAUACAAGCUGCACAGUCAACAGACACGACAAGGCUCCACAAAAUCCACCAAAGCAGUAUUCUCUCAAUGGACAUCAUCGCUCUCGAUACAACAACCUCUUUGAUCGCAACAGGUGGAGAUGACAAUGCGCUUGCCGUUACCCUGUUUUCAAAUUGCCAUCUCUCACAGAACGAUCGACUCUUUCGAACAGUGGUCAUCCCUCGAGCCCACGCUGCAGCCCUUACAGCGGUCAAGGUCGCCGAUGUAUCAGGAACGGCAAACGUUUACACUGCCACCAUCGUCAGUGUUGGGAACGAUCAGCGCGUGAAAGCGUGGAGAGCACGCAUCGACGUAUCAGAGACUGGCAGUGCCCGCGAUCGGCCUCAUGCGACCACAUCACAGCACGAUACACUGUGCGAAGUGAUUCAGGUAGAGAGACUGAGUUCGGCGUGGACAUAUGUUGCCGAUGUAAGCGGCGUUGAAGUUGUCCGCAAGUAUGGAAUAGACCAACAAGCCCCAAGCAGUUCCGAAGGGGGAGAAGUGCCCAGGUCGAGCGACAAGUGCGAGAUCAUGGUGGUCGGCGUUGGCAUGGAGUUGAUGAGCGUCAGUUGGUAA